GUCUCUCGCGUCCGUACCGUGAUCACACGUAACGCACCGCGCGCCCGGAAACAUGCUUAAACCGACCACGCGUCCGGAGGACUCCGCCGGUCACUAAAAAAAAAAAUCACCAAAAAAGCUCUUUUUAAAAAAUUGUUGUUAAAAAAAUUAAUAAAAAGCAAAAAAACUGUGCCUGUGUGGAUUUUUAAUUAAAAACAUCAAUCAUAGAGAAUUACUGAAACUUGAUCGUGACUGUGUGCUUUACUGAAAAAAAAAAAACGUGAAAUAACAGCUGAUACUCUGAAAUAUUCGUGAAGACAGUGAAGUGAAGAAGACAAUCGAAAUUGGAUUCUUUUUUCAGUUUUUUUAAUACACUUAGUACUUUCGCCGAAACGGUUGAUUUAUUUUCUUCUUUUGCCCUGGACAACUUAAGCGAACACCCUGGAACAUUUAAGGCCUGUGGUCGCGUCCAUCAACACCCUCAACGGAUUUUGUGAGAAUAUGGAGGCAACCUAUUGCGUCGGGAACGAUGUAGAUGUUUGCAGGAUGUUUGACCAAUAUUUAUACAAGAGAUCCGAAAACGUUGACCUAUCGCUCAGUAUUCCACAAUCCAAUUUUCAAACAAACAACGGCUACGAUAUGAGUGAUCAGACAUUUCACACUCCAAAUUUCGGAGAUGAAGAGUUUGACAUACCGGCCAUAAAUCCACAACAACAACACGGCCCCCCACCGGGGGAACAACACAAUAUGCCCAAUUACCAAUCUCAACAGCAAAUGAAUAUGUCACAAAUGAAUCAACAACAGGAAGGGAUGGGCAUGCAUGAUCCAACCGGUGGUUACCAACAGCCUCUUUACCUUUCCGGGCCGGAUCAUGGAAUGGUUAAUCCAUCAUACCACAGUCCACAACCUAAUUAUAAUAUGGCAAAUUCGAAUCAACCCCAACAACAACAACAACAACAACACAAUAAUCAGCAAUUAUUGAUGAUUCAACAACAGCAGCAGCAACAGCAGCAACAACAACAACAACAGCAUCAACAACAAAUGAUGAUGGGUCAUCCACCUGGAAAUAGGCCACAAUAUGGGGCGUCUCCUCAACAUCCUCAAGGUAGAGGGAAUAGUCCUCCUGCUGCUCCUGGUCAAGAACCUACAACUAGUGAAGAUAGUGAUGAUAGUACACCUCACCCUCCUGUGAUAACCGGCGUUAAGAGGCCGUCGCCCGAACCAGCCGAUGUCCAAUUGACGAAAGCCCAAAAGAAACCCAAGGUGCAAAAGAAAAAGAAGAAGAGGGAUCCUAAUGAACCUCAAAAGCCCGUAUCAGCUUAUGCCCUAUUUUUCCGUGAUACUCAAGCUGCCAUUAAAGGACAGAACCCAAAUGCCAGCUUUGGUGAAGUUUCCAAAAUUGUAGCAUCAAUGUGGGAUGGAUUGGAUUCAGAUCAUAAAAGUGUAUAUAAAAGGAAAACAGAAUUAGCAAAGAAAGAUUACUUAAAAGCAUUAGCUGCUUAUCGAGCAAGCUUAGUAUCAAAAGGUGCUGGGGAGAAUGAGCCAAUGUAUGGUAGUUACAGUAAUUAUAAUAAUUCCGGCGGGCCCCAAUAUGGAGGAUACUCACCGCAGGGUACGUUACCAUCACCUCCAAUGACAUCAGCACCUACGCCACCUUCUCAAUCAUUGGCGAAUAAAAAACCUAUGAUGAGUAGUAUGAACCAACAACAACAGCAACAUCAGAAUAUGAUUCAGUCCCCAAUGGGGCCAGUUCCGAGCCAUAUGUCAAUGCCUCCACAUAUGCAACAACAUGGAAAUACUUAUAUGCAACAGGCUUUCAGGUUCCCCAGCAACAACAAGUUCCCAUUGCUGCCCACAUGCAGCAGCAACAGCAGCAGCACGUCAGCCCUCCCCCCAUGGUGUCAAGUUCCCCCCCUGUUUCGGCCCCCGCUCCAACUGUUCCCGCCGCAGUACAGCAAACUGCUGAACAAGGACAAAUGCGACCCCCAAACUCUUGUAUACGCCAUGGAUGUCCCAAUCCAGCCAUAUCAAACUCAGAGUGGGAAGACGAAUAUUGUAGCAAUGAAUGCGUUGUCAGCCAUUGCCGAGAUGUAUUCACAAACUGGGUGGCAUCAAAUCAAAACCAAUCACAAACAUAUUCAACUGUUAAAUAAAUAAAUAGGUUUAGCCAAAACAAGUAAAUUUUAUAUUUCAUUGAAUAUUGUAGCAAUAUCUGAAGAGAAAAUAUUAUAUAAACACACAGAGAAAAGGGAAAAAACGAUUGUAUUUAAAAAUCAAUGUAAAGCGGCGAGUGAAAACAAUAAAGGCGAAGAAGUGACUAAUGAGCGCGAAAGAAAAGGAACAAAACUGGUGAAAUUUUUGGAGUGGAAAAUUUUAAAUCAAGACGUUGAUAUUGAGAUGAAAUAUGGAACAGAGAAAAAGGUAUUGUACAUAGAUAUGAAAUAAGCUAGGACCCCCGAAUAAAACCUGGAAAUAACGUGAAAAAGGUCGUAGCUAUAAAAAAAAAGUGACACUUGUAAUCUUAGCGUAACUAAAUUUGUUAACCAUGCUAAUGUACAUGCAUGUAACCUUCUUAAAAAGAAAAAAUCGAAAUUUACGUAGAAAUGUCCAAAAAAAAAUGAAUUAAAUCGACGACGAAAAAGUUUGUAAAAUAUUUUCUUUCUUUGAUUUCUAAGUAAUGGAAAUUAUUUUUUUUCUUUUUCAAACAAAAAUGUAUAACAUUUAAAUGUAAUAAAGAAGGGUUAUAUCUCUUAACUUCUCUACUAAGUAUCACCAAAGAUAAAAAAGAACAAUCAUAAAAGCGCACCGACUCGAAAUCGUUAGUUUUUAAAUAAUAAUCGUCAUUGUAUUUAGUUUUUAAUGUUAACGAUAACUUAUUCUUAUAUAAAUAAAUUUAAAAGAAAAGCAGCGUUUAAUAAAUGUGUAUACAAAAUCAAGACUUAUUAAUAAUUAAACAUACACAAAGAAAGACAAUUAUUUUAAAAUAUUUAUUGAAAAUCAUGUGGUUUGAUAAAAUGGUUCAUAAAAUGAAUAAGUAAAAAAAAAUGAUCUCAAAAAUUAAACAGUUUAUAUGUUAAUUUAGAAUACGCAGGGUGAUCUGGUUAAGUUUGCUAAUAAUUGUUUAAAUUAUUAUAUAACUUUUAAUAUGGAAAUUUAAUUUUAACUGAAACAUAUCAGUAUUGAGAGAAAUUAAUAAAUUAGUGUCGGGACAUUUCUUAAAUAAACCAGAAAUUUUUAAUAACAACCUCAAUUAUAACAGGAAAAAGUUAAAUUAAGGAAUAUUUUAUUAGAAAUAGUUCAAGCCACUAACUCUUCUUCUGUAUUAACAGGUCCUUAAACCAAUGACUUAAUAUGAUCCCAAACGCAAAAAUCAACUGUAGUCAUAAUAUUUGGUGAAUGUGCAGGUUAAAAAAUCGGGUUUUUAUUACCAUAUCUUUCUUUUUUUAUAUCGACUGUAUAAUUUCUUUCUGAACAAUCUGCCUCCACUCCACUCUAUCAAGUGCUUAACUUAUUACGCUUUUUUAUGUCGCUAUAUUUCUUCGUAUAUCUGGAUUGCUUACAAAUAUUUUCUAUACUUUCCUGGUUUUACUCAUUUUUAAGAUGUGUGUGAUUUUUUUCUUUGAGUUUUGGCAAACCUAACAAUGUUUUUUACUUCAACAAGGUUGUGUAAUUAUUUAUUAGCACGACGUAAAUAACGUAAACAGUUUUCUCGAUCAUUUCUCUAAAUUAGGAAUAGUUAAUCAUUCUGUGACACUGUAUAUGUAUGCCGAGGUGGAUGAUAUGACAACCCAAAGUCUAAAUUAGAUUCAUUGCAUUUUUUGAACUUCUUAUACAUUAUAUCCAGCAGAGAAAACUUUUAAUUUUUUGUAUUGUUCUGUUGAAUCGUUACUGCACAUAGAAUUCCAUCUGGUCUUCUGCAGGAUACAUCUCCAGUUAUCAAAAAGGUUACAAUCAACAAAACUGAAUUUUAGCCUAAAACUGAAUUUAAGGCGAUUAUUAAUCAUACAUACAUACAUUUAAAGCCACUCUAUUAUGUCAGAAAAAUGAAAGUAAUUCCAAAUAUGCCACGACUACAUGAUUUAUGCUUUUGAUCAUUCUUUGUGUGUACAUGCUAUUAGAUUUUCGCCAUAUAUGGGGCAAUCUCCACGCUGCCAAGCCAAAAGGGCAUAAACAACAUUUACUUGAUUUGUCAGGAAUCAUAUUCAAAUAGGCAUUUUAGUCAAAGAAAACCGUUGAAUGGUAUGGCGACCUUUUUUUUAUACCUAUUUUAUCAUCAUGUUGGGAAAGAUACUUAAACAGAUCACUCUGUAGAUCUGCCAUAAUUUUUAUUUUUAAAUCCAUCACAAUUAAUAAUCUAUUCAUAUAUUAAUAUCAAUGAAAUCACAUGAUUUUUAUAAUGGGAUCUAAAAAAAGAAUGAAAAUAAAGAUUUCUUAAAGGAAAAAUGGUUUGGUGAUAUUUAGAUAGGAAAUAAAACUAAACUGGUUUAAAAAAAAGACAAAAUAAUACCGUAAGAAAUGAAAAGAAAAUGAUAUAAAAAAAUGAAUCUGUAUUUUCGUAUGUUGUAGGUAACUGUCCUAAAUUAGUUUCUUUUUUCAUUUUGAAAAAUAAAUUGUUAUUGUAGAUAAUUAUUGAUCUAAUAGUGUAUUUAGCGUACAGUUAUUUUUAUAUCAUUGACCAAUCAAGUUACGCUUUUUUGUCGAUGUAUAUACGUAUAUAUAUUAAUAAAUUUGCAGUUGUUUAUUGUUAUUGAUGUAAGAGCAUCUGUUUUUUCGAAUGCGAAAACAUCUCUUAGUAUUUAAA
Molecule: messenger RNA, 4780 nt
Organism: Onthophagus taurus
Lineage: Eukaryota; Metazoa; Arthropoda; Insecta; Coleoptera; Scarabaeidae
Source: RefSeq, a predicted model, not a curated record